UCUCCGCCGCCUCUUCCAGCGCGCGCAGGCCUAUCGGAGAAGGCAUUGAGCGAGCCGCGGUGAUGUGCGGUACCGGACGGACUCGCUGACACGGCGCACUUUCUCAUCGCUCCCUCCCUCUAUCUCUCACGCCGAAGAUGGUGGCAGUCGGCUAAUUCCAACUUCGGACUGCUUUGUUUUUCCUUCUGCGAAGCGCACUUCAUUGUGAGCCUGUGAUGACGGAGGUGGAGCCUGUACUGGACUUUGCCUCCUCUGGGCGCUCUGGGAGGAGAAAUGCUCUUCCGGACAUCCUGGGAUCUCCAGCAGGCGUGAACCCCGGCGACCUGCCUCUGAAACUGGCCGAGCUCUCUCUCGAAGAUGGCCCGGGAGGAGCUCAGUCACCCACGGCGGAGGAGACCCCCGCGCCACCGGAGGGCUCAGAGGAGAAAAACGGAUCGUAGACGCUUGUUCAUUAACCUCCCUGAGGACGAUGCAGAGGUCAGCUGAGCAGAGCGAGGCGAGGGGCGACCUGUGGAAGAACGAGCGACGAUCCGCGGAGAGUUUGCCUGCGUUGUGGCGCAGCAGAACCACAGGGGGGGAGGGAGACGGAGGGACUCCCGAGAGGACUAACGCCCGCAGCGUUGUGCUGGUUAAGACUUCGCACUAUCUGAAAAGGUUCAGAUGACACUCGGCUGGUGUUUAUGUGUUCAGUGGUGACUCAUACAGACCGCUGAGAACACAACCCGGAGAAUCAAAGGGACAGUAAAAGAUUGCACACUGUACAGGACUAUUUUUAUAUGAUUUAUUUAAAACUAAGGAACUUGUUGCUGUAAUUUCUCCUGAUUUGCUGAUUUUGUUUUUGUCAUGCUGUGUGUUUUUCCAGCUUUCACAGGAUUUGGAGUUUGACAGAUUUGAAGCUUUUUCACCCAUUUGAGUACAACCUGAUGGUAACUAACCAGAGUGAACUAAGGAACUGUUUUGGUUGUUUCUCACAGAUAUGCUGUAACGUUUAGGGUAUUUUCACACCUAAUAGUCCUGUAGACUUGGUUCGAUUGGGAACCGAAACUGCAACAUUUGUUUCAUUUUUAGCUGCUGUACUUCUCUUUCAUACAGCACUGUGUAAAACCAAUCAAUUACAUUGAAAAACCUGUUCCCCUUCUCGCCUGUGAGGGCGCUGCACCAAGAACAACUGAAGGAAAUGACACAAAACCCUCUGAGUGCAGCUUCCUUCUUGAGGAAAUGUAAACAUAAAUCAGAUUCUAGCGAUUGUGGAAUUUCUCUUUUGUCUUUGUAAAAGACCACGAGCCAUUUCUCCUGUUAGCGCUACACUCGUGCGUUUCUUUUGGUUGUGUUUACCCAAAAUGCCCUGCACUGUAGUCCACUUCCAGUCUCUGGUCCGCUUGGUGCUUGCACCAGCAUUCGCUUCAACCGAACCCAGACCAAGGUUUUUAUAGGCGGACCAGAGUUCACUUUUUAGUUUGGUUAUACAUUCACACAUCCCCAACCAAACCACAGUUUGAUUAAAGAGGACCGAACAUUUCUGGUGUGAAUGCACCCUAAAUGGGGAUAAUCUGCUGUAUGUAUUUAAAUCUGAAGCUGGGCUGCAAUUGUACAGUUUCUACCUGUUUGACUGUUUCAAGUCAGAAACAAUUUAGCUGACCAUGCAAUGAGGCGUGAAUGCUUUGGGGGGGGAAAUCCAGCGUGGUUCCACAUCUUGAGACAUUCCUCUAGAGAACCGUGUUCUACUGCCACUGAUGCCCCAAACUCUUUUAUAGCACUGCUCAUAUAAUAGUUAUUUCAAAUUUCUUCAGAAUUUUGAUGAAGGCUGCUGAAUUUUCCAAAUGUAUAAAAGUUUGUGCCUAGCGGCAACUUCGUUGUUGAGUACUGUUAUCUAAUGACUUUGGGCUACUGAUAUUUCCUCAGAUUUAAUUGGCGGUCCAUGUUUACUACUGUGGGACGCGUGGACCUGUUCUGUGUUAGCUGUUUCUUCUCCCGACUCCGGCAUAUGCCCGCUGCAAACAAUGCGUUUACCCCGCAGGGAGAGCGCUGGCCGUCUGCUUGUCCAACCAGAGGAAAGUCUGUUCGCGGUUAUCAACACUUGAGCACGAGCUGUGAAUUGGCCGCGGGACUGAGCGCCACAGACAGACACGCAGUCCCGCCUCGUCAGCCAGCAGCUAGGCUACUGUAUAUAAACCGAACUGUAGUGUAAUGUGUCAUACGUCGCUGCGUGUGUGCUUAGCAGACCUUAUCCACAAAGAAACGCUGUUUUGUAAUUGUGUCUAUUGGGGCAUGUGUUACCGGUGGCUGUGUGUGUGUGUGUGUGUGUGUGUGUGUGUGUGUGUGUGUGUGUCUGAGUGGACAUUAUCUCACCAAUGCAACAAGGUCCCAUUCAGAUUCUGAGUUCCCACUGAGAUGGUUUCCACUGGAACCGUCUCAAGGAAUCAGACUUGUAUGUUCGGUGGUGCAUAUGUCUGACUUUGCUGGACUGAAUCCAUAAUGUUGAUUCUAUCUAGUGGUGAAAAUUGCCAUAAUAAACCCACAGGUUU
This is a messenger RNA of Xiphophorus maculatus (southern platyfish), 2525 nucleotides long. RefSeq names its product cAMP-dependent protein kinase inhibitor beta (gene pkib). Gene Ontology annotation, molecular function: cAMP-dependent protein kinase inhibitor activity. The transcript is spliced from 3 exons. The record is from RefSeq and is a predicted model, not a curated record. Bases 216 to 440 code for a protein of 74 amino acids. Lineage: Eukaryota; Metazoa; Chordata; Actinopteri; Cyprinodontiformes; Poeciliidae. Gene Ontology annotation, cellular component: nucleus; cytoplasm. Gene Ontology annotation, biological process: negative regulation of cAMP-dependent protein kinase activity.